This is a messenger RNA of Cryptomeria japonica (Japanese cedar), 2117 nucleotides long. RefSeq lists its product as uncharacterized. The record is from RefSeq and is a predicted model, not a curated record. Gene Ontology annotation, molecular function: microtubule binding. Lineage: Eukaryota; Viridiplantae; Streptophyta; Pinopsida; Cupressales; Cupressaceae. Bases 471 to 1457 code for a protein of 328 amino acids. Gene Ontology annotation, biological process: microtubule cytoskeleton organization. Gene Ontology annotation, cellular component: cytoplasmic microtubule. The transcript has 6 exons.
AUAGAGAGGUAGAGCUACUAAUAGUUUUUUUGCCUAAGAAUAAUGUUAAAUACUCCACUUUCAAAAUUUGUAGCUCCGAAGGAUUCAUUCUUGAUGUGGUUCGGUCUUUAGCUGUAAUUACAGACUUUUUUGGUAAAAAAAUAUUGUCCUUUUCUCUAAAGGGCGGUUUGGGUACCACGGUCCUCUUGGUGGUGGUCAUAUGCACUGAUUAUCCUGUUGAAGUCAUCUAAAAAGGAUUACGCUUUCUCUGGUUUGAGAAGAAUUUUCCCAGAUUUCGUCGUUAGAGGACAGUUCGUUUGGCCAAUCGGUUCGGCUGAAGGAUGAUAUAAAUCGCGAGUUUUGGUGUUAAGCAGCAGUGAGUCGUUCGUCAUCUUCGUCAUUCUUUGGAGUUUUUGCUUCAAGUUUGUCUGCAAAGAACCAAUUUCUGCCACUGUUUCCAAAGACUUUAGUCUGCUUCACAGCUAGCAUAAAUGUCGGGAAAAGCUCUUCGGGAUCACAAUGCAUCACCUUUGUUGGACAGAAAAGCUGGCAGUUCUAGUAAAGGAAGCAUUGGAAAGUCUUUAAGUGGGAACAAUAAUGAAAAUAUUGACAUGCAGAGCUCAAACAAUUCAAAUCAGGAUCCUGCUGCUGCUAAAACUUUUUCUGGAGCAGCUAAACUCAUGGAUGCAGUACCAGAGGUAGUCUGUCCUGAAAUUGAGUAUCUUGAGUCUGAGAACUUGAAUGAUCUUGAAGACGUGGAUGCUCAUCUUGCUACAUUGUUAGAAAGACUCGACUCUAAGGACUGGGUUAUGGUUUGUGAGGCAUUAACUCAUGUGCGGCAACUAUCAAUCUUUCAUAAGGAGGCCAUGCUUCCAAUAUUGGCCAAUGAAAUCACCUUGAUAGUCAAAUCGGUGAAGAAUCCAAGAAGUGCUCUUUGUAAAACUGCAAUUAUGGCAUCAUCGGACCUUUUCAAAGCAUAUCAGGAUCAGAUGAUUGAUUAUCUUGAUCCUCUGCUUUUACAACUUUUUUUGAGGGCUUGUCAAGACAAGCGGUUUGUAGCUGAAGCAGCUGAAAAAGCAGUGAUUACGAUGACUAUGUGUAUUUCUCCUAAUCUAUUGGUGCAUAAGUUGCAACCUUAUGUUAAACAUAAAAAUCCACGGAUUCGAGCAAAGGCAUCUAUGUGUAUAUCCAGGAGUGUUCAGAGGCUGGGUCUGGAGGGAAUCAGAGACUAUGGCUUAGACACGUUACUCCAAAUAGCUGCCUCACAACUAAGCGAUCAACUUCCUGAAGCACGCGAGGCAGCUCGCACACUUGCUCUGGAGCUUCGAGCUGUAUAUGACAAAUUUGUUUUUAAUCAUGAAGCACAAGAAGUGGCAGAGCCAAUGCCCAAAAAUGAUGCCUGGGAUCAGUUUUGUAAGUCAAAGCUUUCUGCUAGCAAUGCGCUAGCUGUUAUCCGUGUCACAUCUGCUACAACAUGAUCCAUCUGCAAGAUCUCAUUUUCUUUUCCCAGCAACUGUGAUCAUGUCCAUUUACCAAAAAAUGGUCUAAAACAUGAUUGAACUUACUGGAUGCAUAAGAACCAUUCACUUAUUAUGUUGACAUUUCUGUUGGGAAGGAUUUGGGGCUUUAGUCAAAUGACUUUUAUGACUUGAACGUACAGUCAAAUGAGCAAAAUGCUAAGGAUCAAUGCUUUCAGCUUUGAAGUCAGCUUUGAAGUACCUAUCCCACUCUGUAUGAGUUGACACCAUCACCUAGCUUGGUGCUGGAGCGUUCAAUCUUUAUAUUUCUUGCUGAUGUAUUCUUGUAUUUAAGCAACUGAUGAGGUGAAGAGAUAGGUUUCUAGCAUGUAAGCUACUGCUUUUGAGAUGCUACCAAUUUUAAAAUAUGUUUUUGUAGAGUGCAUAUUGACAAGUAGAAGCCUCUCUGAUGAUCAUGAGCAUCAACAUCUACUACAUCUUAGCCUGAAUAAUGUUUAGCACAACUACUUAUUCUACUCAGUUGUGAUGUUGCUGUAUUUGGUAUAUUUGGAGAAACUUGCAGCACUAUCUAUAAGCUUUUUUCUUUACGAAGAUUGUAUUUGAGAUGCCAAAUUUGAAAUUUUUUAUAAGAGAGCUACAACAAUUGGAUACUUUUUAAAA